AUAUUACUGCGCACGCCCGGGCGGAGGGGGGCGGUGCAGCUGGCUUUUUGUAUGCCACAGGCACGACACAACCGGAAAUUAGCAAAAGGAAACCUCUCGAAGGGGACUUCAAUUCCUUUUUGUGAGCGCCGAUUAAAAGAAUUUGUAAUCAUGGUGAAGAUUUUCGUGGGAAAUCUGCCCAGAGCGACAAACGAGGAUGAAAUCAAGGCACUCUUUACCGAGUAUGGCACUGUCACAGAAUGUGCCAUCAUCAAAAACUUUGCCUUCGUCCACAUGGACGACCGCAAGGCUGCCACCAAAGCCAUCAAGAAUCUGCACCUCUACAAGCUGCACGGCACGCCAAUCAACGUGGAGGCCAGUCACGGGAAGAACCAGGGCUCAGUCAAACUGCAUGUAGCAAAUGUAGAGAAAGGAUCUGAUGAUGAGCUGCGUGCUCUAUUUGAGGAGUACGGCACGGUCACAGAGUGUGCUGUUGUUAAGAAUUUUGCUUUUGUACACAUGUCCAACUCUGACGAGGCCAUGGAUGCCAUCAAGGGACUGGACAACACAGAAUUUCAAGGCAAACGCAUCCAUGUCCAGAUUUCCAAGAGUCGUCCCAGACAUGAAGAACGGGAUGAUUACCCCCCUCCUCCCCCAGACAGGGGUGGCUAUUGGCCCCCGCGCUAUCCAGGAGAGUGGCCCGAGCCUCCUCCACCUGGCUACAUGAGGGGUCGUCUUAGCCACACCCCAGGUUACCCUGCCCCUCCUCUGCCUCCCCCUCCCCCUAGACGAGCAGUUUAUCCAGAUCGCCCUUACGAUGCUGAGAGGGACAGAUAUGGCGUGGUAGAUUACUAUGAGAAGUACCGAGCCCGUCCGUAUGGCAUGGCCACCUACGACGACCAGCGUCCCGGCGUGCCUCCUCCUCCCCCUCCCCCGUCAGCCGUCGUCCGAGACCGUCUUCCGAACUCGUCGCUCGACCCAUAUGAGCGUCGGCCCCUUCCUCCACCUCCUCCGUCCUCAUACUACGCCCGAGAUCGAAGUCCGCUUAGGAGACCGCCUACCACACCAGUGCCCCCUGCCAGUAACGGCUACUCCUAUGAUCGCUCUGCAUAUGGAGUUCCACGUGCAAGGGACCCCUACGCAGAUCGGCUGCCUCCGCCACCGCCUGCACGCUAUGCUUAUUAAGCAAGGGCGGCGCAUUUUGAAGGAUUGUCGUCCGACUGCGUCGCCGCUCGGCGCCUCCUGAUGCACGUGACUCUAUCCUCUCCCUGUCAGUGGCUGAGCGCGUAACGUUCCCCUGCGAUGCUGACAGGAGGAACCGAAUAGCCGACGUCCACGUCUCUUUCUGUUUUUAUUACUUUGAGGCAGUUUUUACACUCGUAUUUUUCCUCCUGGUUGUUUUAAUAUGUAAUUGUGCUGUAGUACUUUUACUGCUUGCCGUCUGGAGUAGGUGUUUAUUUUUUAUUUUAUUUUUUUGUACUUUUUCGUUUGAGUAAUACUGAUGUUGUUUGUGACCUUAGAGAAGCUGAAUGAGUUCAGCAACAGUUUCUAGGCGAUACUUGUGACUGUAGAUUUAACUGAACUUAACUUUGUUUGGUAUAAAAUCUAACCUGCACGUUGACUCCAUCAUGUAAAACUUUUACACCGCACAACAAACCGCUGUGAAAAACUUAAACUGCUCAAAUAUAGGAGUUCGAUGCAUGUAGGAAGUAACUGUUAACUUACAGGAAAUAAAUGUCAGCCGGAAGUCUCCUCAGAGCGUUUAUAUGUGCAUUGUCAAACACUUCUAAUUAACCUGAUUCAAAUAUUGUUGUAGGGUCACCGGAAAUAUCAUUUUAAAAGUUAUCCGUUUGUUAGCGUUGAAAUACCGUGAGACAAGCUUGUUAAAAUCGUCACGCUGAUUAAAAAAAACACGCCAAAACUUUGCUCACUGGUCUUGUCUGAAAUGGUGCAGCUUUUAUUCCUCAGCAGGGCGUCUGACGUCUCCCCUCAGUGCCAAAGUUGAAGCUUCUCGUAUUUGAAGGCAAGUAAAGAAAAGCUAGUGCUCUCUAAACCUACCUACUGAACCGACACUGGUUUUGAUAGGUGAGACUGGUUUACUUUGAGUCAUAAGGGGGAGGGGUUAUUACCUCAACGACUUCUGGACACCUUCACAGUGAAAAGGUAAGUGACAGGUUACUGAACUGGAAAAAAUGCUGAUGUAGUGCUGAAACAUUCCACAUUUGUAUGAUUCUUUUAGGUAAAUUAUUACUUUCAUUCAAAGUAGUUUUGUGUAGUAGUCAGAAAAAGUGGGGAUUUCUUUAGGCUGUCUUUAUGCCCAAAAAGUCCUGAAAGUACCAAAGGUAGAUAAAGAGAACGUGAAUAAGAGAAAACCAUCAGGUGUGGUCAGUUAUUUAGAGAUGGAAUGAGCCACUCUCACGCAUCUGUUGGGAAAAGUAUCAACAUCAUGCUGGAAAAUCUUACAGAAAUGUCUUAAGCUAGUCAGACUGAACAGGUGAACGAAAGUUAAGAGCAAAUGUUAACUCAGUUUGGUGUUGUGGAGUCUGUUAAGGCCCUUGUGCUUCUCUGAAGGUGAAAAGAACGUCCAGUGGCAUCUGGUGAUUUCUUUGACUAUCCAGUGGAUGUAAAAGUUUCACCACUUUGUGAAAAACUUAGCUUGUGAGUGUAAUUGUUGGUUAGUACACCUGGUUCAGUGUAGACCGUUUAGGGAUUCGUAACCCACUUCCACUUAGGUGGGUUGGAUCAGCACUCGGUAUAUCUCACCCUUCACUCCAAUGAAUAAACAGUGCUAGUGUGGAUUUGGGCCAUGGGUCAGCGGUUGAAAGAACAGGUCAUUUUUAAGUAAUCAGACAUCUGUCACAUUCUCUAAUGUUGAACAAAUGUUUGUGACAGCACUGCAUAGAGAAGAACUCGACUGUCAUCUGCCUGUCUGCAGUUUGCUAAUGAUUAUAGGGAAAAGUGAGAAGGCUGCUGGGGCAGGGUUUAGUGGGGUUAAAUGAGAACAGUGGUGCUUUGGUUUGUGUCAUUCCAUCGCUCACUGAUGGCUAAUACUGGAUCACUUAUUUAUUUGGGUUCUCUCUAUCUAUUUUUAGGGAAAUUUGAUGAUGCAAGUGUAUGUUUGGAAAUUGAUUUUAAUCAUAUUAAGAGUUAGGUUCAAAGAUGUUAGCUGGUCUGCAAAACUGUCCAGCUGUUCUUUAUGUACA
Messenger RNA from Oreochromis niloticus (Nile tilapia), 3182 nucleotides. Its product is annotated as RNA-binding protein 4B. NCBI's taxonomy places the organism in Eukaryota, Metazoa, Chordata, Actinopteri, Cichliformes, Cichlidae. Gene Ontology annotation, molecular function: mRNA binding. Gene Ontology annotation, cellular component: nucleus. The record is from RefSeq and is a predicted model, not a curated record.